AUGCAACAGUUGAGGAGCAGCCAUUUCUAAUUAGGUCAAACCGAUCAAAAAAAUCAGUUCACUUCAACCAUGAAAAUGAAUUUCAAAGGAGAUAAAGUAAAUGAUUAAGCCACUGGAGUUGGAGACAAAUUGAAUUUAAGGGGAGUUCAUUUUCAUUUGGGAGAGUCGAAACCUUCCUACAACACAAUUUUCAAGACUGAUUUUUAAGGCAAACAAAUAGGUGAACCUGCGACCUUGAAUGAAGAAAAAAAAAAUGACUUAAGAACAAAUCAUUUUGUCCUCGGUCAUCAAUAGGCUUAGCAAGUAUCAAUUACAAGGGCAACAUAUAAUGAAAAACCGCUCCAACCAGGAUUAUAAAAUGAACAAGAAAUACAAAAAAAUAAAAUGAGAUCACAUCAUCACAAUUUCGCAGAAAGUUCUCAUAAAAUGAUGCAAACUAAUUAUAACUAAUAAUAUCAACCUCAACAAUUAGAACCAAAACAGGAUUUAGCAGAGAGAGCAAGACAAUUAAGGGUCUCCAAUAUAUUUCUAGGCAAGGAGUAAGUCCCCAUGAUUACAGCCUAACAAGAAGACUACAAUAAGAAGGAGGGAGGAGCUUAGGCCUCCUUCAAACCAGGAUUUUAAUCAACUCAUUUUAACUUUGGUAAUGCAAAUGCUGAUUUCAAAACCAUGAAUCAAGAAUUCUUUCAUGAACAGGAAAUCACUAAAAACCAAUUUGCUGAAGAGAAUAGAUAAAAUCUAAGAGCAACUCAUUUUACACUUGGUAAAGAUAAUUAACCAUAUCAAUCUGAAUAAAUGUCACAUUUCAGACCACAUUCAGAAAAUAAAAUUAAUUAUAUCAACAACACUCCUGCUCUACAAGGAAGUCAUUUUACUAUUGGGGAUCCAAGAUUUAUGAAUCAUAAGACUUAAACUUUCUAUAAUUCAACCAUGAAGCCACCUGAAUAAUAGUAAAAUUCAUAGGCAAGAGACUAACAAAUGGAUAGAGGGUCUAAUUUUAAAGUUGGAACAGAUAACAUUUCAUAUAAAUCAGAAAUGCAAUCCCAUUUUAAGAAUCCAUCAGGAUAACCGGCUUAGUUAUCAGAAAAAUUGUUAAAAGAUUUACGAUCAUCUCAUUUUGGUUUGAAUGAUAAUGUUAGUAAAAAUACCUUCAUGACUACAAAAUAAAUGGAAGCUUUGAAUCAACAAUCAGGACAACCAAAUAAGUUAGAUCCACAUGCUAGUGCCAAUUUAAGGUCUCAUCAUUUCAACCUUGGUUAGACAAAAGGAGAUUUAAUUUCAUAAACACAUGACAUACAUAGACCAUUAAUAGGAAAACCUAAUACAUUAAAUUAGUAGCAAGCCAACAAUCUAAGAAAACAUCAUUUUGCAUUAUCAUGA
This is a messenger RNA of Paramecium tetraurelia, 1380 nucleotides long. RefSeq lists its product as uncharacterized. The transcript is spliced from 7 exons. Lineage: Eukaryota; Ciliophora; Oligohymenophorea; Peniculida; Parameciidae. The record is from RefSeq and is a predicted model, not a curated record.